Messenger RNA from Nicotiana attenuata, 1308 nucleotides. RefSeq lists its product as uncharacterized. The coding region runs from base 306 to 1043 and encodes 245 amino acids. The record is from RefSeq and is a predicted model, not a curated record. Lineage: Eukaryota; Viridiplantae; Streptophyta; Magnoliopsida; Solanales; Solanaceae. The transcript has 6 exons.
GGGCCCUUAAACGCAACCAAGGUUUGUGACAAAACGCAGGCGGCUCACGCCACCACUUAGAAUACAGGAGAGUACAAUAUCCCCACGCUCCUCCCUUAAUCAUUGUUCGCCCAAAUAUUUUUUUCUCCAAAACUGGAUUCUGACUCAUCAAUGGAGGAUUUGCAUCAUUUUCUGCAAACAUAAAACUAAAUUUAUACAUAUACUCUUUUCACCUUUUUCCUUCACCUCCUUUUCUCUCUCUAUACACGCGAAACACGUUUUAGGUGUUGUGUGUAUAUGUGUAUGUGUUUGAAUUGUUAGGGUUCAUGGAGGUAGUGGAGGAGAACGGUAAAAAGCCGAUCCAGUUAGUGAGAGCGAAAUCUGACAAGGAUCGGAUUAAGGUAAAGAGGAAGACGCUAGAAGCUGUGCUUCAGGAAUGCCAAAUAGCUCUCGAAUUGCUUAGUGCUACUGGUUCCGUUGAAGAUGAAGACACCGACGACUCCAAUUCUAACAGUGAUGUUGACCGCGAUGCUUCGGCUGAUGACUCCGGUCAAAGCUCCUCUUCUCCAGCUCAUGUCACCGAGACCGAUGAGCUGCGAGAUCUCCUGAAAUCUAGAGUUGAGUGUCCAGACUUCCUUCAAAAGCUAGAAAAAGCUCAAGCAUCAGUUCCGCAAAACUUAGCUGAAGAAGGAAGUUCAUGGGACAUGGUCAAUGAAAAUGACCUUUGGGAAGGUGGAGAUCCCGAGUUAGACAAAGAAGACUAUGUUUUAGUUAAGCAAGAAGAUAUAGUGGAUGGUAUAGCUUGCUUCAUGGCUGCAUAUCUGUUGUCUCUUAAACAGACUAAGGAUUUGACACCAAAUCAACUCCAGGAAGCCCUCAGCAAGACAUUCUCGGUGAAAAAGAGGAAAGGAAAGCUCCGAAAGGCAUGGGAUGGAAGUAAAGUAAUUUACAACGUAGCAUCUUGGGGGGCUACAGCCAUUGGGAUAUACCAAAACCCAGCUAUUCUAAGAGCUGCAUCAGCAGCAUUCUGGACUUCAUGCCGUGUAAUAUCAAAGCUCUUUUAAGCAGCAGUUAUGGCUUGGCUGAAAUUCCGAGGCUUCGCCUGCACAUUGUAUGUGUGCUUGUGCUUAGGUUGUUGGUUCUUUAAUAUGUAAUAUAAAUGCCAUUCUUUUGUUCAACACACCGUAGUGUUCUCUGUAUUUAAUCCUGUAAAUAUUUCUCCAAUUGAAUAGCCUGUGUGCAGAUUGAUUGGGCUAAUCUGAUGUUCAUGUUUGAUUAUUGAUUCUCUGCUGAUCGCAGUUGAUCAUGAAGCCUUCUGAAUUAGUUUUC